CCCAAACAGUUCAGGUGUAUAAAAGCAGCAGAAAGACAUUUGGUGCAUGGUAAGCAUCAUUGAACUAGCUUUUUUCUUUUUAGUUGAUCACACUUGGCUGAGCUACUGAGUCUAAAAUGGCAAAGAAAGUGCUGAUUGUGUACGCUCACCAGAGCUCAGGAUCAUUUAAUGCUGCAGCCAAAAACACUGCUGUGGAGGUUCUGACUGCUCAGGGCUUCACUGUGGAAGUCUCUGACUUAUAUGCUAUGGGUUUUAAAGCCAGUGCUACAGCUGAGGACAUCAAGGGUGAAGUGAUGAAUGCUGAGAACUUCUGUUACAUGAAGGAGACCAAACUUGCAUGGGAGCAGGGAAAACUGUCAGAUGACAUUACAAAGGAGCAAUCUAAGCUUACUGAGGCAGACCUGGUCAUUUUUCAGUUCCCCAUGUACUGGUUUGGUGUUCCUGCCAUCCUGAAGGGCUGGAUUGACCGGGUGCUCACCAAUGGCUUUGCCUUUUCUCAAGAGAAGCGCUACAGCCAGGGAAUCUUCAAGGACAAGAAGGCCAUGCUGUCAUUCACCACUGGGUCACUAGAAUCAAUGUUCAGCCCAACUGGUAUUAAUGGAGACAUGCAUGUUACACUGUGGCCACUGCAGAAUGGCAUCCUGCACUACUGUGGCUUCCAGGUUCUGACUCCUUGGAUCUUCUGGGCGCCAGCUUCUGCUGCAGCUGAAGAUCGCAAGAGCAUGCUGGAGAGCUGGAGCACACGACUGCAAGGCCUACUGGAGGAAAAGCCCCUGUCCUUCAUUCCCUUGGACUGCUUUGAUGAGAAGACUUUCCAGUUGAAGCCUAAUGUCUACGAGAGGCAUGCAAGCAAGACGUUUGGGGUGACAGUGGGCAUCUACCUCAACAAGCCACUGCCCCCUCACAGCCAGAAGAAGGCUGGAUACUGAUCGGUUGUACCAUUAAAUAAAAGCUGGUUUAUUCAGAA
This is a messenger RNA of Girardinichthys multiradiatus, 967 nucleotides long. RefSeq names its product ribosyldihydronicotinamide dehydrogenase [quinone]-like. NCBI's taxonomy places the organism in Eukaryota, Metazoa, Chordata, Actinopteri, Cyprinodontiformes, Goodeidae. Gene Ontology annotation, cellular component: cytosol. The transcript has 6 exons. The record is from RefSeq and is a predicted model, not a curated record. Gene Ontology annotation, molecular function: NAD(P)H dehydrogenase (quinone) activity. The coding region runs from base 117 to 929 and encodes 270 amino acids.